AUGAGAUACAGUGGUUUGACCCUUGGAGCCUUAGGUGCCCUUGCGUUGAAAAUUGCAGGUGUUGAAGCAGACAACUCUACUUCUAGCACCCCAACGCCAAGAACUUAUUCUGAACUUGACCCUAGCUUGAGUGAGAUUCAGGCUGCUGCUUCUUCUGCUGUCACCGCUCACAGAACUUCGGACGUAAAGGGUGCGGCUGUCAACCGUUUUUACGUCAUCUUCUUGGAAAACACAGAUUAUGACAAAGCGGCUGAAGAUGAAUCACUCGCAUGGUUGGCAAAGCAAGGUAUUUCUUUGACUAACUACUGGUCUUUGACUCACCCUUCUGAACCAAACUACUUGGCCUCUGUUGCUGGUGACUACUUUGCCUUGGAUGAUGACAGGUUCAUCUCCAUGCCAUCGAAUGUCUCCAACAUCGUUGAUUUGUUAGAUACCAAGAACAUUUCUUGGGCAGAAUAUCAAGAACAUAUUCCAUACACUGGUUUCCAGGGCUUCAACUACUCUAACCAGGAAACCUUCGCCAACGACUAUGUGAGAAAGCACAACCCAUUGAUUUUAUUCGAUAACGUUAUUUCCGACAAGUCACGUUUGGCUAACAUUAAGAGUUUUGAGGACUUCAACACUGACUUGAAGAACAAGACUCUACCACAAUAUGCUUUCAUUACUCCAAACAUGACCAAUGAUGGUCAUGAUUCGAAUAUCAAGGUUGCCGGUGACUGGUCUAAAUCUUUCUUGCAACCAUUGUUGAGUGAUGAUUACUUCAUGAAGGAUACUUUAGUCUUGUUAACUUUUGAUGAAAACGAAACCUAUGGUAUCAAGAACAAGGUUUUCUCUAUCUUAUUAGGUGGUGUUAUCCCAGACCACUUGAAGGGUACUUCUGACGAUACAUUCUAUGACCAUUACUCUCAAUUGGCUACUGUUGAGGCUAACUGGAACUUGCCUCAUUUAGGUAGACAUGACGUUGAUGCAAACGUUUUGCAAAUUGUCGCAAACGCUACCAACAUCACUAACGUUGAAGUUGACACAAGAUAUAUGUUGAACAAUGAAACCUACAUCGGUUACUUGAACGACGACACAAUUCCUUUGCCAGCUCCAAAUGUUACCGCUUUGAACAGAAAUGGUAAGCCAAUCUUGGACUCUAUUAAGAAGGUCUGGGCCGAUGAAUAUUCCUCUCAAGUCUCCGCAAGUUACUUCACCGCUACCACAACUACUGUUUCUGGUAGUUUCACAGAUGCUGCUACUUUGGUUACCAGUGGUGCAGAUGACUCAGAAAAGCAAACUUCUGGAGCUGACUCUUCUGCCACUCCUACUGGGGCUGCUUCCUCUAACUCCUCAAAGAACUCUUCAGGUAACUCCACCUCUAAAACAAAGACAUCUAAGGGUGCAGCAAGCACUAUCAACUCCAUUUCAAUGGGUACUCUUUUAGCUUUGUUGUGUGCUAUGGUUAUCUAA
Molecule: messenger RNA, 1452 nt
Organism: Kluyveromyces marxianus DMKU3-1042
Lineage: Eukaryota; Fungi; Ascomycota; Saccharomycetes; Saccharomycetales; Saccharomycetaceae
Product: putative acid phosphatase
Exons: 1
Coding region: 1-1452 (483 amino acids)
Biological process (GO): phospholipid catabolic process
Molecular function (GO): hydrolase activity, acting on ester bonds
Source: RefSeq, a predicted model, not a curated record